GCUGCUGCACAGAGGGUGAGAGUCAGAACCAAAUCCAGUUCUGUAUCCCCUUCUCCAUCCAUGGAGCAGGCAGAUUCAGAUGCUCUGGACAUCAGCACCUAAGUGCAACUGUAUGGUGUGCUCUGGAAGAGACCCUUUGGGAGGCAGUCAGCCAAAUGGUCUAGGAGGUUCUUCAUCAUUAAGGAAAUCUUCCUGCUCUACUAUGCUAAGAGCGAGAAGAAGAGCUUUGAAAGCAAUAAAUACUUCAACAUCCACCCCAAGGGUGUCAUACCCCUGGGAGGUUGCAUUGUGGAGCCCAAAGAAGAGCUCAAUAUGCCUUAUGCCAUAAAGAUCUCUCAUGAAGACUUCCAUGUAAGUAGACUUCUAGCAGCUGAAUCAGAGUUUGAGCAGGCUCAGUGGCUGGAGAUGCUACAUGAGUCUGGAAGAGUGACCUGGAAGAAUGCCCAGCUGGGAGAAGCCAUGACUGAGAGACUGGAAGCCUAAGGACUGCAGCUGGCCAGGGAGAAACAGGAGUAUUUAGGUAAACUUAUGGAAGAAACAGAAGAGCUGUGUCUGCAGAGGGAGCAAAAAGAAGAACUCGAGUGUCUGAACCAGGUCCUGGAAGCAGAGAAGCACCAGUUUAAAGAGGUGGUAUGGGACCUGCGGCUGGAGCAGGAACAGAUCAGACGAUACUGCCAAACAUAAAGCCUCCUGAUUCUCCUCUGGGUCAUCUGGCCUGCUUUUCACAGUGUAAAUGGUUGCUCCCACUAAGGUCAGUUUAAGGGUUAAUUUCAUCCUCUACAUAUGAUGCAUGAAGCCUCCAGGCUGGUUUAUGCCCUGGUAUGAAAGAGUGGUUCCUGCUGAAGGACCAGGCUUUGGUGGAUCCCUUGGUUCUUGCUGCCCCAAGCCUUUGCUCUUGCACAGAAGUAAAUGGCAGAGAGAGGAAGGGAGCGCCAGCCCCACUGCCUCCAAUAUGUGCUGCUUCUAAAGCAAGGAAAGGGGGCAAGAAAUGGAAACUUCCCUUGAGGUCAGAAGUCAGUAAUGAAGGAUAAAUGGUUGCUGGUGUGUGUUAUGCAUUACUGUGCACAGCAUGUGAGUGACACAGGCUGGUACCCAUUUUCAGCUACAGAGUAUGACUUUUUUUUCCUCUCCCCCCAAGAGGGUAGGCAGGCUUUCCAUUUAGGACAUUGGUACAGAUCUUUGGAGACAAGAUGAUAGUUUCCCACAGAACUAGUCUGUUUUGAAUGCUUUUCAUGCAGUCAUUUUCUGUGGUUAGUGGAAUGACAGAGAAUGGCUCAUGUUGUACACAGCCACCUCUGGAGAUCAUCUUGUCCAACCCCUCUGCUUGAGCAGGGACACUUAGGGAAGGGGGUACAGGAACACAUCCAGACAGGUUUUAAAGGUCUUCAGGGAAGGAGACUCCACAACCUCCCUGGGCAGCCUGUUCCACUGCUCUGUCACCCUCACAGGAAAGAUGUUUUUUCUCAUAUUGAAAAGCUAGUGCCGGUACUUACUAGGAAAUUGGCAGCCCUUUCACAGACACAGCAACACUGGGGCUCUACACCUGCCUAGCCUCCGAUAAAUCCAAAUAUUCUUUCACUCUCUACCUCUCCUUUUCAACGUAGACAGGCUCCAAAACUCGGAAUGUUCAAGUACUGCUCCCACACCAAAGGUGCCAAAACUGAAAGAUAUUGCUGUCCUCGCAAGACUUUAGCAGGCCUUUCACAGACACACCCACACUGGGGCUCUGCGCCUGCCUAGACUCUGAUAAACCCAAACAUUCACUCCCUCUUUGCAUCUCAUAUUUGUCUCAGAAAGCCAAUAUUCAGAAUGUUUGAGUAUUUUUCCCACACCAAAAGGUGCCAUAACUGAAAGAUAUUGCUGGUCCUCACCAGUCAUUGGCUGCUCUUGCAGACACACCAACACUGGGGCUCUGCACCUGCCUAGCCUCCCAAAAAUCCAAAUGUUCUCUGCCUCUCUGACUGUCCUUGUCACCGCAGAUGGGCUAGACAGUUCAACAUGUCCAAAGAUUGCUCCCACACCAAAGGUGCCACCACUAAAAGCUAUUGCUGGUCUUCAGCAGCCCUUGGCAGCCCUUUCACAGACCCACCAAUGAUGAGGUGCUUUUGCCUUGCCUGCUUUCACUUGGCCUUGAUCCUACCUGUUGCCUGCCUUUGCCCUGCCUUGACUUUGCUCUCUGUUGUGGUUUAGCCCCUGUCAGCAACCAGUUACCACACAGCUGCUCUCAAUCCCCCCACCCCUGUCCAAUGGAGGAGGCAAUCAGAUGGGCAAAAUUAAGAAAACAGAGGUUGAGGUAAGAACAGUUCAUAAUUAAAAUAUAACAGUAAUAACACUAUUAAUAACACAAUAAAAAAGAUAAUGAGAGAAAGAAAGAGAUGAACCCUCAGGAGGAGAAAAAACAAGAAUCCAGACAAACGAUGCAGCCACUCACUGCCCAUCAACUGAACUGUGUGUUUAAGGGACUAGAAACUUGUCUCAACAUUGUCAACAGAAUGGCUUGACUACCAAGGCUUCACCACGACAGCAACUGAGGAAGUUCUACAUAUCUUGUU
Molecule: messenger RNA, 2552 nt
Organism: Phalacrocorax carbo (great cormorant)
Lineage: Eukaryota; Metazoa; Chordata; Aves; Suliformes; Phalacrocoracidae
Source: RefSeq, a predicted model, not a curated record